This is a messenger RNA of Plasmodium fragile, 1752 nucleotides long. RefSeq lists its product as uncharacterized. The transcript has a single exon. The record is from RefSeq and is a predicted model, not a curated record. NCBI's taxonomy places the organism in Eukaryota, Apicomplexa, Aconoidasida, Haemosporida, Plasmodiidae. Gene Ontology annotation, molecular function: zinc ion binding. The coding region runs from base 1 to 1752 and encodes 583 amino acids. Gene Ontology annotation, cellular component: cytoplasm; nucleus.
AUGGAAGCGAGCAGGAAUAACCAGACAGCGCCUCUGAACAAGGAAGAGGCUGAUAUAAGUCCAAUGGAUGAAACCAUUCAGGUUCGAUCCAUGUGCAUCAAUUGUGAGAAAGAAGGAGUAAACCAAAUAGCAAAGUUAAACAUCCCGUACUUCAAAAAUGUACUGAUACAUUCAUUUGAGUGCGGAUUCUGCAACUACAGAAAUAAUGUUAUACAAGAUUUAAACACGAUAAAGGAGAAAGGAGUAAAAAUAAUUUUUAAAAUUAGCCAACGUGAGCAUAUGGAUAGACAACUGAUUAAGUCUGAGUAUGGAGUGAUGAAGAUUCCUGAAAUUGACUUUGAGAUUCCGAAGGAUACGCAAAAGGGGUCCAUCAAUACCAUUGAGGGUUUUCUGCAAACUGCUUUGAGUAACCUCAACGAGUACCUCGGAAAUUUGAAGCACAUGUACUGGGAGGCCAAUGGGCUCCCAGAAGGGUCAGCCAUCGAGGGGGUGCAAUCGCAGUCAGGCAAAACCCUCAAUGAGGAACAUGGCACAGAUGCACACAAUGUAGAAGGGCAAGUUAGCGGUAAGCUUGAACGUGCAGAAGAUGCUCAUGGGGAAGAGGCACGUGCAAUAGACCAAACCAACCAAGGGGAUAAACCCACCGAUACAAAUCUGCAGGGUCAACAAAUGACCAUAGAAAGUUACAUAAAGCUAAUCGAGUCCACAGUUCAUAAAUUGUCAACCUAUAUGGUGUCGAAGGAUCCCAUGUUUACCAUCGAGGUUGUGGACCCAUCAGGGCUCAGCUCCCUGGAGCACUACGAUGAAGAUCUGCAAAAAGGUAUCGUCACGGUGGAGCAUUACAAACGAAGCAAACAGGAAUUAAACGAAAUGGGAUUUUAUGAGGAAGAUUUUGAGGGUAAAAAUGACGGCAAAGAAAAGGAGGAACAUGUAGUAGAAAAGGUUAAGAAGGAAAAUUUCGAUUUUAUUAAAAAGUAUGUGCAUAUGAAUGACGCUGCGUGUAGCAGUGUGAACAGUGGCGCCGCCGUGCGGUACGAAAACAUAAGCCAAGAGGAAGCGGGGAAGUUAAUAGAGUCAUUCACGUCCAAUUGCCCCUGUUGCAAUUACAUGGGCUCCAACAACUUUUGCGAAAUUAAUAUACCAGGUUUUAAAAAGUGCCUAAUUAUGUCUUAUGUGUGUGCGAACUGCAACUUCAAAACGAGCGAAAUUAAGAGCAGCGGCGAGAUCAAUCCUAAAGGGAAAAAAAUUACCCUCACUGUAAAAAGUAAAAGCGACUUAAAUAGGUUUGUAAUCAAAUCAGAAACGGCAUCUAUUCACAUCCCCAUUGUUGAUCUUACGUCGGAUUACGGAACCUUGGGUGGUUCUCUUACCACCAUCGAGGGGCUCAUUUUGAAAAUAAUCGAGUCGCUGGAGGAUAAAUUUAAAUUUCUACUUGGGGAUUCUAGCACCAAUACACACGGAAACGAUGAGGUGGGGGAGCAAACAAACGAUAAUGCAAUUCAGAGAAACCAAAUAAACAAUGAGGAAUCGAUCACAAUUAAAAUAAAAAGCCUAAUUGCGAACCUGUACAAGUUGUGCAAAACGGAGGAAUUGUGCCCCUUCGAUCUUGUCAUUGACGAUAUUGCAUCCAACAGUUACAUAUCAAGUGAUGACAUUGCGAACGAUGAAAAUUUAAAAGAAGAGGAAUAUGAAAGAACGUUUGAGCAAAAUGACAUGCUAGGCCUCACAUCCAUGAAGACGGAACAUUACUGA